This is a messenger RNA of Anastrepha obliqua, 2994 nucleotides long. RefSeq lists its product as uncharacterized. Bases 1 to 2664 code for a protein of 887 amino acids. The transcript is spliced from 5 exons. The record is from RefSeq and is a predicted model, not a curated record. Gene Ontology annotation, molecular function: potassium ion leak channel activity. Gene Ontology annotation, cellular component: membrane. NCBI's taxonomy places the organism in Eukaryota, Metazoa, Arthropoda, Insecta, Diptera, Tephritidae. Gene Ontology annotation, biological process: potassium ion transmembrane transport; stabilization of membrane potential.
AUGAAUAUCGAUCAACAGAAAUUCCCACCACCACCAUCGGCAAGUUUGCUGUGCGACAGCGGCUAUACUAAUGGCUAUGCCACUCCUAGCAACAGCAGCAUUACAACGACUUCGGCGGACACUUCUGCGUCGUCGCCCGCCUCACAGACGACUACCUACGUGAAUAUACCGAUAAUACCACACGGGCAGCUGAAUGCAUCCGCAUCCUCCACAUCAUCCGCGUCACCGCCAUUACCGCCGCCACCUCCUUCCGCUAUUUCAAUGAUGGGCGGCGGCAAUGCAUCCAACAGCGGUGGCACAAGCACCUUCAAAACUCCCCUGCUACCCAUGCCCACACUCGAGGACAUCGAAGGCGGCUUACUGGCUGCUACAUCUACUAAUACGCCCGCCCCAAUGCCCGUCGGUAUACUCAAAUAUCCGAAUGCCGCCUCUGCGGCAGCAGCAGCAUCGGUGGCAACAACACCGCUCAGUCUGCCGCCGUCUACGCUGAGUAUGUGUGGUGGCGGAAUGGGUCCAGGUCCACCAACGCAUCCGCAAUCACAUGCGCUGUCGUUGCCCACUUCUGCUGCGACUGGCGGUUAUGAGUAUGUGAGUGGUGUUGCAACUAGUUAUCAAUCAGCGUCACAUGCACCUCAGCAACAACAACUACCACCUGCCACACUUUCGCUUGCCAGCGAUAUGUUGCAGCAUGCAACGACGCCCAUAACGGUGCUUUCACUGCAGCAUACAACGCAGCAAUCAUUACCACCGCCGCCACCCCCUUCAGCGGGUUUAACCUCGAGCGGUAAUGCCAGCGGAGGACAUGGAAAUCACCCGACAAACCCCGCUGGUGGUAUGAGCAACUCCAUAGGUGCAGCUAGCGGUGGUGCGGACUCGAAGCGCUCAUCGAAAUGUUGCGCUUGUUUUGGCGGCAGUGGGAACUCCUCAACGGCAACGAAGUCACAGCAGAAAAAGCGACGCAAACAGAAGGCACAAACGAUUUGGUCGGCACUAUUGACGAAUCUAGGAAUUUGCGCUCUGCUGCUGGCGUACACGUUGUUGGGUUCAUUCAUAUUUCUAACAAUCGAGAGCGAAGACUCAACUUUCCUGCAGCAUCACUAUCACCAUCAUAGUCAUCAUACACUGCUGCAGCGUCAACGUCAGCAACAGCAACAACAACAACACCAACAACAACAGCAGCAGCAACAACAGCAACGUACACUUGCCUCAACCAAACGUGGCAGUGGCGGUAAUGUGGAAAAUAUUUAUCACACUUCACCCGAACAAACGCAUCUGGACAAUGGCACCGCGUUAUCGUCACUAACCGCAUUCUCUUCACUCGCCUCCUCCGCCGCUACCACUUCCUCGGCAUCCGCAUCUGCAUCAUUAUCGGGCGCUGCUUAUUCUGCUGCAUCAAAUGCUGGUGCUUCCAUCGCAAAUGCUAUGCUGGAGGGCAUUGUACCGUUGAGCGUUGAGCGCAGCGACACUGGUAGUGCUGGGGACUUUAGCUAUGGCGAUGAGUUGGGCGGCGAUGGCAUCAUCUCGGCACAACUGGCGCUGUCGGCGGACACGCAGGAAGUGCGACAACGCACCAUUGAGAAUAUCUGGGAUAUAACGGUGUCACUGAAUAUACUCUACAAGGAGAAUUGGACAAAGCUAGCUGCUCUGGAAAUUGCCAAAUUUCAAGACCAAUUAAUCAAGAGACUGAAUGAGGAUGCGCUGCUACAAUUAUCACACGAAAUGGAUGGCGGCCUCAGCGGUGGUGGCGGAAGUGGUGCGGCAAUGGCAGGUAAUAGUCCAGCCACAGAAGCUGUCCUACUACAUACACAUGGCGGUCAAUAUGGACAUGGGCAUGGGUCGCACGAAUGGAAUUUCGCCAAAGCGUUUCUCUACUCACUCACAGUGCUAACGACAAUUGGUUAUGGCAAUAUUGCACCGCGCACUACACUCGGCCGCUUGGUUACACUCGUCUAUGCCAUUUUCGGCAUACCGCUCACACUCGUUUAUCUCUCCAGCACCGGCGGCAUUUUGGCGAAAGUGGCACGUGAAGUAUUCUCAAAAGCGUUAUGCUGCUGCCUCUGCUCCAAUUGUGGCUAUUGUUGUUACGAUGAAAAGCGUAUGGCUGAAAAGGAGCGUCGCAUGAAACGGAAACGACAACAGGAGGAGUUGCGCAAACAACAACAGGCGGCCUUACAGGAACCCUACUAUGUGCACGACACAUUUCAAGCGUCCGAGAAACAAUCAAAUCUACCCACAGGCACGCAGAUGCUACCACCCGACAUUGAUUCGCUAAGUGCGAGCGAAUCGCGCGGUUCCAUGCAUGGACUGAGUAUAUUGGCGCCUAUUUUGUUGUGCCUUUCGAUGAUGGUCAUUUACAUUUUAAUUGGUGCGGUGGUAUUGUAUCGUUUAGAGGAUUGGCCCAUACUUGAUGGCAUCUACUUUUGUUUUAUGAGUUUGUCCACAAUUGGUUUUGGUGAUAUGCUACCGGGCUUGCGACGUGAAUCCACUACAACAACAUGGUUUUGCUCCAUAUACAUCAUGUCCGGCAUGGCAUUGACGGCGAUGUGUUUCAAUGUAAUACACGAGGAGAUUGUGCAUCGCAUCAAAAUCGUGGUGGAGUUCAAGAAAGGCGCCAAUGUAUUGGAUACGAUGAGUGAAGAGCAAGGCUACUAUAUGCCACCUUGACAAUAUGAAAAGGGCACAAGUUUGUACAAGCGCAAUCCCACCGAAGAGACGCUAGUAUCAGGCACACCAACUUCACUCGCCUAUGGCGCUCAGCUAGACACAGAUAUAAAUCAAAUGCAUACGUUGAAAGACUAUGUCAAUCAUGAGCUCGUGCCCAUACUUACUAUGGAUCCGAAUAGCUCUUCAGUGACCUCAACCCAUCUACUAAAGGGCGGUGGUGGUGGUGCCAAUGCACUGCCUUUAAAUAAUUUGUCACCCUAUACAAGCGUGUCAGUUACUGCUACCACGCCGUCUAAUCUGCUACCAACUGGUAUGGGACUAUCAACCGUG